Molecule: messenger RNA, 723 nt
Organism: Strongyloides ratti
Lineage: Eukaryota; Metazoa; Nematoda; Chromadorea; Rhabditida; Strongyloididae
Exons: 3
Coding region: 1-723 (240 amino acids)
Source: RefSeq, a predicted model, not a curated record
AUGGGAAAAGAAAGAUCUUCUAGGCAUUCUGAUAGAGAUAGAGGAAGGGAUGAUGAUAAAAAGAAAAGAAGAAGAUCAAGGUCAAGAGAUGAUUCAUAUUCACCAAAAAGAAAACAUUCGAAAGGAUCUGAAAGUUCUUCAAAGAAAAAUGAGGACAAGGAAAAAAGAGUAAGGAAGUCAGAUACUUCUAUGAUUGAGGCGGAGGCUGAUGUAAAAAAAAGAAAAGAAAGAGUUGAAAAGUGGAGGGCAUUAAUGAAAAAGAAGGAAGAGGAAGAAAUGAAAGAUAAUAAAGAGGAGAAUGCAGAAAUUUCUACUGAAGAGAAACAUUCUACAUGGACAUUAGAAGAUGAAAAUGAUGAUGAUGAUGAGGAAGAAAUUGUCAAUAAUAAUUUAGAGGAACAUUCUGAAGAGAAAAAAGAACAACCUGUUGUUGAAGUUCAGGAUGAAGAAGAAAUAGAUCCAUUGGAUUUGUUUAUGUCAGAAUUAGAACAAUCAAAUGAAACAAAACCAAAAAUUGAUACAGUAACAGUAAAGAGUACUUCAAAGUUAAAAGUUAUUACAGCACCAGUAGCUAAAACAAUACAUGAACAGAUAGAUGCAAAAAAAGGUGAUAUAAUAGAAAAUGAUGAUACAAAUUAUGAAGCUAAAGAUGAUUUUGAUUUAGAAGAAGCUAAAGAACAAUUUAUUACUAAAUCAAGAACUUUAUUACAGAGAAGUACCUGA